Chaetomium globosum CBS 148.51 is the source of this 2874-nucleotide messenger RNA. RefSeq lists its product as uncharacterized. The record is from RefSeq and is a predicted model, not a curated record. The transcript is spliced from 4 exons. NCBI's taxonomy places the organism in Eukaryota, Fungi, Ascomycota, Sordariomycetes, Sordariales, Chaetomiaceae. Bases 1 to 2874 code for a protein of 957 amino acids.
AUGGCCCCGUUCUCGAUGCUGAGGAGAUCGCCCCGCAAUCGCAAGGGGAACGAGCAACAGAAAGAAGAACAUGACGUCAAGACUGAGGGCGGCACCCCAGCGCAGGAAGACGAUCAACGUGACAGCAAUCGAACCAUGGUUGGAUCAAAAGAGACCGCCGACGGUGAGAUCAAAGGGCGACGAGGUUUCAACAAAGAAUUGUUGUACAACAUCAGGAAUCGACUUACAGGGAAGCCACCCUCGUCAACCCCUCAGCGGGGAACAGCCUCUGAGAUCUCGGAUACUCCAACACCACUCUCACCACGAACACCGGUCAACCCGAACAAGCCGUUGCCAUCACCCCCGCCUCCGGGCAGCGAGCAGACACGGGACCCGCCCGCAAGACCGGUUCUCAAGUUGACUCGCAUCAUGGCCACUCUGACCGAGUCCGAGGUCGAGAAGCUCUUCUCGGGAGCGCCGCAGUACUUCGCUCGGUCCGAAGGACACUACACCGGCGCUCCACAUCCCUCGGUAGCGUUUCCGUGGGACGACGAGGUGCAGAUCCGGGACCUCGUGGACCACACGCAGAUUGAGGACAAGGCCUGGGGCUCUGUCACGGCUUGGCCGCACAUCACUCGCGACGUUACAAGUGACCGGUCUGCCGCACAGAGAGCUUCCGAAGUCAAGCACCGAGCGCACUUUUACCCUCGAUGCCGCGAACGACCUAAUAUGCUGAGCAUGUUUGGGCUUGAGAAAGGAAGCUUAGGCUAUCAGGCAGCCCUCGAGCUAGCCGUGGCCGAUGCCCUGCAGGAAGAACAAUGGGGGUUCGAGCGCCUCGAGGCUAGACACCCCGCCGUCGUCGAACAACGCCAGAAAAUGCUUACCUCAAAGGACGGUCUCCGUCACGUUGACGAAGUCUUGAUCAUGGAACAACUGAUCAAGAACGGACAGAGGUACGGCGAGCAACAUCCACGUGGACGACGGGUUUCGAGCGAACUUUACAACGAGUUGUUCCUCCAAAUUCUCCAUCCGCCUACAAAGGUGCUAGAUCACCGAGACCCCUACAGCUUGUCAGUUCAAAUUCUAGCUUUGGUCAAAAUCCUCGCCGCGCCAAACAUGUGGAUCGACUUCUCGCAUGUUGAAUGGAGGAUCCGGUUGGGGCAGCUUUUGUGGGAUAACCAGUCAGAGGACGAUGGCACAGAUGGCUCGUCUGUCAAAACGGGCGAUUCGGCGAGCGGCGUCCACGAGGAGCGGUACUGGCUACUUUUGCAGAUAUUGCUAGCAUGCGAGCUUCUCGUCAGACUCGACGCAAUCACCGAGGGCGAGGAGCUUGGGGUCGAGAGCAUCAGGCCCGCCGAGAUCCACAAGUUCGAAAAAGAAGCAAAUAAAGCGGUCAAAUGGUCGCUGAUCCUAGCGCGGGUGUGGCUCGAAAACAUCGAGGUCGUUAAGACGGAAGCGAGCGAGCCGGCUAGCGCCGAGGAGAAGCCGUCGGGCUGGCUGGCAACACUGACAAAACGCAUGUCGCUCACUCGUGACCAUGACUCGCAUAGCCACCACAGCCGUGCCCCGGUGUAUGCUAUCAAGGGGAAACAUGUCCGCCGUCAAAUUAAUGGCUUGGCUCACUUUGCGCUGCGGCUGCGUUGGCCCGAAGCCGGAUCCUACGUAUCCAAGAUAACCGAGAACUGCCGUUCCGUGGUGGACGGCACUCCGCUCAGCACGCCGUUCGCUAGUCCGAGUGCUCCGGAUAGCCAUCGUUCAUCCUACUUUGGCAGCUCGAAAGAGGAUACCCAAUCCCGACGUCCACCGUCUCGGCGGAAACGGAUCUCAGCAGAAUUACAUUCGUCAGGAUGGCUCUCCAAGAGCUAUGUAUCGGGGUUGAUACUCCCAGGGGAAGGGGUCUGCCACUUUCUGAUGGCGACUCUAUUGGAGAACGAUUCAGAGGCUCUAUCCAAGCUGGGCCCAAUGGCCAAUCUGUGUGGUGGUUUUGUGUACUCCGGAAAGAGUUUUUGGAGCACAUCUUGCAUUGUCGGCCGUGUCUUGGGCGCUGGAAAGGGUGCCGUGGAAUGCAUGGGCUGGAUUUCGAGCGACGUCGUUCCACAUGGGCUCAGUGACGGCUGGCUGAAUAUUGAAGGAGAAGAAGUUCCUGAAGACGCGCAACAGGUCGACAGAAAAGCCCGUCUGUGGGGCAAGAAGGCGGUUGAGAGAGAGUCAAAUAUUCUGGGGGAUACAGACCCCUCCUCUGUACUCCCAGCCGACUUCAUCAUCCCGUUUGAGAAUAUUUACCGUGAUAAAGCGCCUCCUGUCCUUGACAUCGAUCUGAAGGUGCUCAACCUCGUGGCACCAGUCGAUUCUGUCCACACUACGCCAACCGAAGAAUACGAAACUACCCCGGCGUCGGAUUCCAGCGGAACUAGCCGACCUUUGAAAAUCCGUCGGUACGCUGCUGCUAUAACGUUCACAGUGACAGACCUCGACUUGGAGGAGACAAAGGAAUACACAUACGCCUUGGCAAAAGACAUCAACUUUGUAACUGCGCACCCCUGUGUGCCUUCGCAACAUGUCAAAAUCAUGAAGUCACCCUCUAGCCCGACCAUCCAACAAGUCGACCUUUCUGGCAUCGGCGCUAUUGGAAAGACGGCGAGCGUUGUUGGCCACCCCCUACACAAGUACUAUACCUACACAGCGCUCCACUUGUCCGAGCUCCUCAUUAAGCAGGAUUUUUCGCUCGAAUCCUUACUUGGCAGCUACUCGUCGACAUCCCAUCACCGGGCCGAGCCUGACACCCGCCACGCCCAACAAGGUCGCCAAGGUGCUCGUCAUCGACUGCAUCACGGGUUUCCAGCCACAACCGCAGGAGCACGAGAUCCCUUUGUCGCCGGUCCUCAGUCGGACUGA